AUGGAUAAGCUGAGAUUCUGUGACGAGUUAGUCACCACUGAAGAGCAGAAGAUAUAUUACUACUACAACAUGUUGAGCGCUGAAUACCGGGAGUUCAUGACUCCCUCAAAGUAUGAAACCCUCACGGAAAUUAUCAACACCGCCCGGGAGCGGGAAAUCGAGUUGAAGAAACAAAUUGAGAGGGGCGAGCGAAGGGCACAGGAUGUGAAUCCAAGCCCUACAAAAAAGGCUUGGACAGCUGAAUCGACAAAGAAAACGGAUGCAAAGUGUGGGUCACCAAGUUGCAAAGUUUGUGAAAAGGGGCACAAGGGUGAGUGUCGUUUCAAGGACAAACCGUGUCCUAUAUGCGGGAAAACGGGGCACACGGCAUCUCUAUGUCCGGGUAAAGUCUCAGUUUGUUACAAAUGCUAUCAGCCUGGCCACAAAAAGUCUGAAUGUCCAGACUUAGUUGGAAAGAGAGACACUAAAGAAUCCCCAACAGAAGCUCCAAAGGCGAAGGCCAGGUCCUUCCAAUUUACAGCGGCUGAAGCGAAAACAGAACCCGAUGUGGUCUCAGAGGUUGAGAUAGGAGAUAACAAAAGUUUCAUAGUUUGUGAUGUCUGUCAAAGCUGCAAAUUAAGUAUCGAUGAUGAGGAAUACUUGAUAGGUCUAAUCCCGAUGUCGAUGGGAGAGUUUCAAGUAGUAGUCGGAAUGGAUUGGCUAUCUCGACACCACGCAAAGGUCAUUGUUUCCGUAAGGAGAUAA
Helianthus annuus (common sunflower) is the source of this 744-nucleotide messenger RNA. RefSeq lists its product as uncharacterized. The record is from RefSeq and is a predicted model, not a curated record. Gene Ontology annotation, molecular function: zinc ion binding; nucleic acid binding. Lineage: Eukaryota; Viridiplantae; Streptophyta; Magnoliopsida; Asterales; Asteraceae. The transcript has 2 exons. The coding region runs from base 1 to 744 and encodes 247 amino acids.